AUGGAAGAAGAGAACUCUGAUCCUAUGAACCUUAAUUUGGAUCUAGGUCCAAGCUCUGAGCUGGAGACUUUGGACAUUCAAGCUCUCCUGGAGGAAAACAAUUCUGGUGCUAUGAACCUUGAUUUGGUUCUUGGUCCAUGUUCUGAGCUAACGACUGGAUCCAUAACCAAUGAGGUUUUUCAAGGAACCAAUGAAGCUUCAAGGCUGAGAGCACAACCUAGAGGGAGACAUCCUCUCACCCCUCAACCUGAAGCAGGUCAAGAUUAUUUUCCUGACCCACCUGAACCCCACAAUAUCUCAAGGGAUUGUGCAUUACAGGUUGGGGAAGGAAGUGUGGUGGUUGAGACAACAAAGAAGAAGGAUGUUGUUGAAAAAGGUACUGACUCUUAUGGGAAAUUUUUUGAAUGUAGUAUUUGUUUGGAUAUGGCUAAGGACCCUGUUGUUACUUCUUGUGGCCAUUUGUUUUGUUGGCGAUGUUUAUAUCAAUGGUUUCAUGUGCAUUCGAAUUCUAACGAGUGCCCAAAUUGCAAGGGAGUGGUGAUUCUUAGGAAUGUCACUCCAAUAUAUGGUCCAAGAAAUGAUGCUGAUGUGAUUGAACAGGAAGGUUCCAACCUUGAAAUCCUUCCUAGGCCCCAAGCAAGGCGUGUUAAUAGUCUGAGUCAAACACUUGAGAGAAAUACAGUUCCGACCCCUAUUGAAGAGAUGCUUCAACGUGGUGCGAAUAUAAAUGGUCUUACUCAAGAUUUAGUUCAGUUCCAUGAACCAGAAAAUGCCUAUCAUGAACAAGCUGAGAUAGACACUCCCUUGCUGAGCAGUUUCUUGCCACCCCAAGAAGAUCCUCCCCUUUUUGAUGACCUUGACUCCUUCUUAAGCGAUAUCAUGAAUUCAGGGAGUGACUUGAACAUUGAUGUAGAAAUGAAUUCCAUGGAAUCCUUGUCAGCGGCUUCCUCUAGGAGGAGAAAUAAUAGUACUUCAGAAGUGCCUAAUGUGAAUGAUGAAGAUUAUCAAGCUCCUAGGCCAGACGUUUGA
Lotus japonicus is the source of this 1029-nucleotide messenger RNA. RefSeq names its product E3 ubiquitin-protein ligase complex SLX5-SLX8 subunit SLX8-like. The coding region runs from base 1 to 1029 and encodes 342 amino acids. The transcript has a single exon. Gene Ontology annotation, cellular component: endoplasmic reticulum. NCBI's taxonomy places the organism in Eukaryota, Viridiplantae, Streptophyta, Magnoliopsida, Fabales, Fabaceae. Gene Ontology annotation, biological process: ubiquitin-dependent protein catabolic process. The record is from RefSeq and is a predicted model, not a curated record. Gene Ontology annotation, molecular function: metal ion binding; ubiquitin protein ligase activity; ubiquitin-like protein conjugating enzyme binding.